AUGAGCGCGGGGCCAUUAUACCUCGGGUUUGAUCUCUCAACCCAGCAAUUAAAAGCAAUUGUAAUUGCUUCGGAUCUCAAAGUUAUCUCUGAAGCAAAAGUUGACUUUGACGCCGAUUUUGCUGCCAAGUAUAAGAUAAAGAAGGGCGUUCAAACAAACGAGGAUGAGGGUGAAGUAUAUGCACCCGUGGCCAUGUGGGUUGAGGCCGUAGACCUUGUCUUAACCCGGCUGAAGGAGAAGGGUUGCCCUGUCAAGCAUAUUAAAGGAAUUAGCGGUUCUGGUCAGCAGCAUUCAAGCGUCUACUGGAGCGAACAUGCUGAGUCUGCCUUAAAGACACUCGAUAGCGGGAAAUCCUUACUUGACCAGCUGUCCAAUGCCUUCGCCUAUGAGUUCGCGCCGAACUGGCAAGACCACAGCACCCAGAUUGAAUGCGAUCACUUCGAUGCUCAUUUGGGCUCUAAGCAGAAACUAGCCGAUGCCACAGGGAGCUCUGCUCAUCAUCGUUUUACAGGUACACAAAUUCUGAGAAUGCGAAGGCGACGCCCUGAGGUCUACAGCAAAACUGCUCGCAUCUCGCUUGCCUCUUCAUUCUUAGCCUCUCUAUUUCUAGGAGCUAUUGCGCCGAUAGACAUAAGUGACGUUACCGGUAUGAAUCUAUGGGAUAUCGCCGGCGAGAAGUGGAACGAGUCACUCCUAGAGUUGACAGCAACUAAGGAGGGUGUACCCGAGCUGCGAAAGAAGCUUGGUGAUGUACCACUAGACGGAGGUGCCAGCCUGGGCAGCAUCUCCUCGUACUUCGUAAAACAAUACGGAUUUAGCCCCGACUGCCAAAUCGCGCCUUUUACAGGUGACAAUCCCGCGACGAUCUUAUCGUUACCUCUGCGACCACAUGAUGCGAUUGUCUCGCUAGGCACGUCCAGCACGUUCCUCAUGAAUACACCUAACUAUAAGCCCGACCCUUCGUAUCACUUCAUGAACCACCCCACCACAAAGGGACAUUUCAUGUUCAUGCUGUGCUACAAGAACGGCGGCUUAGCUCGCGAGAAGGUCCGCGAUAAUCUUCCUACGCCGUCGGGUUCAGACCCCUGGGAGAAUUUCAACAAGCAGGUGUUGGAGACACCACCGUUAGACGUCAAGAAGGAAGGCGACAAGGCGAAGUUAGGCCUUUACUUCCCACUACCGGAAAUCGUGCCGAACGUCAAAGCAGGCACCUGGCGGUACAUUUGCAACAGCGCGGACGGGUCGGACCUAAAGGAGACGUCGGACUGGGGCGCGGAGGCAGACGCCCGCAUAAUCGUCGAGUCCCAAGCUCUAUCAAUGCGUCUGCGCUCGCAGAACCUAGUAUCGAAACCUACCGAUCGCCCGCAACUCCCAGCCCAACCGCGCCGCAUCUACCUAGUCGGCGGCGGAUCGCUAAACCCCGCAAUCGCGCGCGUGUUCGGCGACGUGCUAGGCGGUGCGGACGGCGUAUACCGGCUCGACGUAGGCGGCAACGCGUGCGCGCUCGGCGGCGCGUACAAAGCGCUCUGGGCGCUCGAGCGGCGCGACGAGAACGAGAGCUUCGACGACCUGAUUGGGGAGCGCUGGCGCGAGGAGGAUGCCAUCCAGAAAGUGGACGACGGGUUCCGCGACGCGGCGUUUGCGAGCUAUGGCAAGGUGCUGGGUGCGUUUGAGAAUAUGGAGAAGAUGAUCUUGGAAGUUGCGCAUAACUAG
Daldinia childiae is the source of this 1713-nucleotide messenger RNA. Its product is annotated as putative D-xylulose kinase A. Gene Ontology annotation, biological process: xylulose metabolic process; D-xylose metabolic process. Gene Ontology annotation, cellular component: cytosol. Gene Ontology annotation, molecular function: D-xylulokinase activity. Bases 1 to 1713 code for a protein of 570 amino acids. The transcript has 3 exons. The record is from RefSeq and is a predicted model, not a curated record. Lineage: Eukaryota; Fungi; Ascomycota; Sordariomycetes; Xylariales; Hypoxylaceae.